AUGAACAGCGAUUUCAAGCCAUCCAACACUACUCACAAGGUACUCGAUCCCAAUGCUAUAUCACAGAAGUCCGUUGCCUACUAUGCUCCGAUCCGGCUACAGCAGAUCUAUCAUCAAACCUUUCAUACCAUCUUCACCUCCCGGCAGUGCGCCAUGUCUGCCUUUAACGCCUCCCAGGUUGACCUGAACACGGCGAGCAAAGAAGAUGUACUGUGCUUCCUUGCCCUGUCCGAGAAUGAGUAUAAUGGGCACCUCGGUGCACGCAUUUCUUCAAUCUUUGUGAUUCUAUUCGUCUCCUCCGCCUUUACCUUCUUUCCCGUCGUAGCCAAAAGCUUGCCGUCCUGGAAAAUCCCCUACGGUGUCUACCUGUUCGCCCGUUAUUUCGGUACCGGUGUUAUUGUCGCAACAGCUUUCAUCCAUCUUCUAGACCCAGCAUAUAAGCGAAUCGGACCCAAGACUUGCGUCGGAGAGUCAGGCUACUGGGGCGAAUAUUCAUGGUGUGCGGCAAUCGUGCUAGGCUCAGUCAUGAUUAUCUUCCUCAUGGACCUGGCAGCUGAAGUCUAUGUCGAGCGCAAGUGCCACGCAGUCCACAGCUCAUACGAUCAGGAGAAAUCCAUCCCGCCGGUGCAGACAGCUACCACCUGGACCUCAGACAAUGAAACAGCAGCGGCAGAGCGAUCUUUCAAGCAACAGAUUGCAGCAUUCCUCAUCCUUGAAUUUGGUAUCAUAUUCCACUCCGUCAUUAUCGGAUUGAAUCUCGGCGUCACAGGCUCUGAAUUUGCAACUCUUUACCCAGUUCUGGUGUUUCACCAAUCCUUCGAGGGUCUUGGUAUCGGAGCGAGAAUGUCGGCUAUCCCCUUUGACAAACAUACCUGGCUGCCCUGGAUCCUAUGUGCGAUGUAUGGGCUCACUACGCCAAUAUCCAUCGCCAUCGGUCUCGGCGUUCGUACCACAUAUAACCCUGGCUCUAAGGUAGCACUGAUAGUGCAGGGCGUGUUGAAUGCUAUCUCUGCUGGCGUCCUCAUCUAUAGUGGACUCGUGGAAUUGUUGGCUCGUGACUUUUUAUUUGACCCGGAUCGCACUAAGCGUCGGAGCCAGCUGUUGUUUAUGGUCUUUUGUACUCUGCUGGGUGCUGGCAUUAUGGCUCUCAUCGGGAAGUGGGCGUAA
Aspergillus nomiae NRRL 13137 is the source of this 1167-nucleotide messenger RNA. Its product is annotated as zinc-regulated transporter 1. NCBI's taxonomy places the organism in Eukaryota, Fungi, Ascomycota, Eurotiomycetes, Eurotiales, Aspergillaceae. Gene Ontology annotation, biological process: zinc ion import across plasma membrane. The transcript has 2 exons. The record is from RefSeq and is a predicted model, not a curated record. Gene Ontology annotation, molecular function: high-affinity zinc transmembrane transporter activity. The coding region runs from base 1 to 1167 and encodes 388 amino acids. Gene Ontology annotation, cellular component: plasma membrane.